GUUUACUAAAAUGGUAAAGGGAAAACGCAUAUUCUAUCAGAAUGAAAUGAGCUACAGGCCACAGGCAAAGCCAAACCCUCCAGAUUUUGUGCAUCCCAUUGAAUGUGUUUACAGAAGACCCAAGGAUUGGAUUCCCCGAUUCGUGAACCCUGGAUAUGGGGUUUCCGAGGGUCACGGCAGGCUGGUCUUCCACAUGGCGCUUCUCAAUGAGGAGCUAUCAAGCAUAGCAACGACGAACAUCAUUCCUCUGGGCUCCCCCAUGCCAAUAUGGGCAGCAGUGGAGCAGAAGUCUCAUCAGCCACUGCUGUUGCUCAUGGAGGAAUGUGUCGCAGCCCCCACAGCUGAGCUGCGGCCUGGCAGCCAGGUUUACCCACUCAUUGGCAACAAGGGGUGUCUUUUAGAAAGCAAAAAAGGAAACUCGAUGUUUCUGCCUCGGUACCACUCGUCUUCCAUCAUCCUCUACCUCCAGUCCUUCAACUUUGGUUUUGGAGAGGUGUACAUCCACUGUAAACUGGCUGUGUGGGAUCCUCAAAAUUUUGCCGAAAGCAAGAAGGCCUGUCAUUAUAUAAAGGGAACUAACAGAUGGGAGCUGCUUGAUGACCCAUCACGAAGCUCCCUCUGUAACUGCUGUGACUUGAGCUGCAAGUCUCGGUCCAGGAGGGGUGUUGAAUGGGCAUCAGACGGCCCGAGUCACAAUUCUGUGUUGGGACCCCUAAUCAUUGUGGACCAAUCUGACUUGAAGGACAGUGACACAAUGAUUGAGUCUGCCACGACAGCUGACCCAAGGCUCAAAUAAGCUGUGCGACGAAGCUUGGUCAAAACGGAUAUCGACUGCAGUAUGACUGAAGGAUCUGAUGGCAGAUAACCUCUGAGGACGUCACGAUUGUGUGAUUUUUGAUUUGCGUAUUCAUUAUUCUGGGGUUUUUGUUUUAAUGAUACUUGUUCUUGAUAUAACUAAAACAUUGUAAACUCUUACUUGUGACUUUGUUCUGUCAAACACCAGCCAUUAGUAUGUGAUACUGCUGCUUUUCAGAGAUGCUGUGCAUCAGUAGGAAGG
Molecule: messenger RNA, 1057 nt
Organism: Neolamprologus brichardi
Lineage: Eukaryota; Metazoa; Chordata; Actinopteri; Cichliformes; Cichlidae
Source: RefSeq, a predicted model, not a curated record